Porites evermanni is the source of this 3445-nucleotide messenger RNA. NCBI's taxonomy places the organism in Eukaryota, Metazoa, Cnidaria, Anthozoa, Scleractinia, Poritidae. The record is from the annotation of a GenBank genome assembly.
AUGGCGACAAGUGAUUGGAGUUCAACGUACACGGACCGCGGAUCUCUCGGUCGCCCAGGAAGUGCGUCCAUUUCUCCUAUUCCUGUAUCAACGGGUUCGCCUCCGGAUAGUGGAAAUAGUUCUCCAAAUUCUCCAACGAUUGCUCAGGAUGUAAGUGUCUUUUAAAUUUCUGUUUCUCCCUAUAAAAGGAGUGAGCUCCUGGACUCCACAUGUCUGCGAUCGGAGCUCAGCGAUUCGUUUAUUGUCUAAUUUUUGGGCACUGUGAGCUUACUGUUUACCAUUAGAUUAGCUUUAAUGCGCUUUUUUAUCUUUUCACUCUGACACUAUGAUUGUGCCCGUUGAUUAACUUGAGACCAAGAAAACAAUAGCAUUAUAUUCUCUUCGAUCGGUUAAAUCAUAAUGCAUUGCUUUUUGGUAUCUUUUCAUGAUUAUUGCUGAGUUCUUGUGUUAAAAACACGGUUAUGUUUGAUCGGUGAGUGCUUUGUAAUCUGGAGUGAGCAUGUCUUCGGCCAUUUAAUAAAUUCCAAAACCUCCUUGUAGAAAAGAAUUUUAUCACAGAAGGUGAAUAAAUACUUUUCAAAGAAUCUGAAAAAGUUCUAUAAUCCGUAGAAUGGAAAGGCGAUACACAUUUUGUUUGGUUUAUUAAUCAUCAACUGUUAACAAUGCAAAAAGUCACAUAGAUGAGGUAAAAAUAAUAAACAGGCUUAGAUGAAAUAUUUACCAUUUGCACAUCCUGUUUCAAAUAUUAAUUUUGACCUUAGAUUUAAUAAAAGUUUGUAAUUGAUUUUUUUCUGGAAGAGGUUUUGUCCUUACAAUGAUUUACUCUAUACAGCUGUAUCAUUAACAUUUCUAUGCAAUAAUUAUUUAAUUAAUUUUGUACAAAGGGGUCAAGCAUCAAAGGAAAUGAAUUUGUGUUUGCGUUGCUAACACCAUAGUGUGAAGUGUUCAGGAACAAUAAAAGAUUUUUAAACCAAUUCAGACAUUUUUGACAACUGACAUAGUUUUGAACAAAUUUUUGCAUCUUAAUACCCAUUGCAUGAGUGCAAUAUUACUCCAUACUCUCAUCAAAUAAGGUGUCCAUAUUGUACCAGUCAAUUUCAAAACUGCCCAUGUAGCCCGGCCCCUCCUCCCACAUUUAACAGGCUUUCUCAAAUGCUCCAACAUAAUGGUGAAUAUAGGAGCAAUGUCCCAUGAAUAUGGUGCACAGCAGAAUGCAGAAAGAAUUACAAAAUCCUUUUGCUGGCGACACUGCAGACCACCAUUUUGACACAAAAGUCAAAUGCCGGAGUGGGUGGGCCUCAUUUUGGGUCAAAUUCCCCACUGUAUGGAGCAAAACUCUUGUCAAAUGCCUGUUUGGGGAUGGGGGGGGGGGAGGACGGUUUUCGAACUGACUGGUAUAGAAGAUCAUUCUUUUAACACUUUUCUGCUCUAAAACCAAAAUUAUGAAAAUCCAAAAUUUCAUUAAGUUGAAGAAUGACAAUACUACAGCUCAUAUAUUUUGCGUAAGACCAGCUAACUUACACUGUACAGCUGUAGUCACUUACAUAGGCCCAUGGUUUCUAGUGGAGUAUUAAGGCCAUGGACAACACUCCUCUAUCGAACUUGGAUCCUGGCUGUUGUUACCACCUCAGCCCACUGACUCCCAGCCUUUUGAGUUCUGCCUUUAGCACUGUCUUGUCUCUAGCUGUUCUUAGGCAGCCCCCCUCUUCCUUCUACCCUGGGGCUUCCAGGUGUCGUGCUUGAUGUCAGUUUUAUUAUCUCCUGUCUACCCCCACUAAUGCCUUAGGAUUUGUUUUUCCUUUGGUUCCUGGGCUUGACUCCCAAAGCUCCUCAUUUUGACUUUUUCUGGCCAUCUGAUCUUGAAAAUGUGCUGUCUCAGACAACUGUUGAUAAACAGCUGGAUCUUUUGCAAUGUCUCUGUCUUUUGCCAAAGUGGUUUCAUAAAAUGUCCAUAUCACAGGCUUUUAUCCACGGACUCAAAUUUGUGAUUUUUUGUGUUUCCAUGAUCAGGUUUGAAAGUGAAUGGGUUCCCUUAUGAUAGGAAAUUAAUGCUCCAUGAAAUUAAGGUACCGGUAUUGGAAAUUAACAUGACUUAAAUUAACGCAAAUUAAAAUGGACUUUCAAAUAAACAAAAUUAACCCAAAAGAGAUGUUCACAUUUCAAAAUGAAGGAAAUUAAUUUGAUGUUCACCAAGAAGCAAAACCUGUUGAGACUACAAGAACGAUGUUAAAUGGAUGAUCCAAAAAGAAAAUUUGUGCAUGGUUUUCUUUCCAUGAACAUACGUGUACAAAGAGGGUCAAGUAAAGAAAUUUGGCCACUUUGAGGGUUCUUCACAGUUUCACUGUUACUGCAGAUCUUCACCCUGAUAAAAUACUCCUCUUCCUUAUGUGUCAAGAAUGUCAGAAGUGUAUCGAGAAUUUGGGGCAACGCUCCUCUUAAUGACGCGAAGAAUGAUGUUUAUUUAAUUAAUUGUGAGUUUUUGAAAUUUGCAUUAAUUUCAUAUAGCAUUAAUUUCCUAUAAUAAGGUAUAAUACUAAAAGUAAUGAAUGAAAAACCAUAUUCCUGGACCAUUUUAGAGCAUUGAGCAAGCAGAGGACAUGGGAGAAGUUGCAGGAAAUAAUGAUGAAGUUGCAGAUUACCAGAAAGAAAUUCAUGAUCUCAGGCUGCAAAUACAACAGCUACAGGAUGCUGGAAAUGUCAAGGAUUACCCUGGUAAGAGAAUUGCUUUGGGAUUUGUUUUAAAGUGAACAUUGACUUACAUGUAAGCAAGAACUUCAGCCUUUCUUUGGCAACAUUUUGAAAUGAAGCAGCUUUAUCACUUCUAAAUACUAGUACAAGGUCUUCUACCAGAGUCCAUUUAAGGAUUUUUUUUUUAAUAUAAAAAAUGUAGACUGUUAGAAUCAUCUUUUACAGCAAAGUAAACAGUACCAUAGGAAAGCAUCACGCAGAAGCUUCAAGCUAAAUUAAUAGAUGUUCAUCUUCAUACUGAAAUCAAAAUUAAGGGAUGUCACAAAAGCGGGCUGCUGGCUAAUUUCACUGGCUGAAAAAGAGCUUACCACUGGCUCAAAAUGCAAAGAAAAAAAAUGAGUAAAAAACCCGGCUUGACUAAUUUCAAAGCCUGCUUAAGCAUUUUCGUAGCUACAUGAUUCUACAUCCCUACACCUGGUUUAGAUUGCAAGUUACCUCCUUUUAGGUUUCAUUUGAAUUUGGCUUUCCUUGCUUAGAGAUCCAUCAUUCAAAAAUCAACAAAAAAAGAGCCAUAGGUCAGACAGUAUAAUUUUUUGAAUGUGUUUUUAAUCUGUAGAAUGUUUUUUCUUAUUUUUCUGAAAAAUUUGUGUAAUUGUUUGAGUGUUUCUGUCUAGAUGCCAAUGAACUGAGACGAAAACUUGCUCGUGGUGAUGAGGAGCAGGCAGAGAAAACCAGACAAUUUAAUGAAGAGGUAGUA